Molecule: messenger RNA, 689 nt
Organism: Sabethes cyaneus
Lineage: Eukaryota; Metazoa; Arthropoda; Insecta; Diptera; Culicidae
Gene: Ubc7
Product: ubiquitin-conjugating enzyme E2 G2
Exons: 6
Coding region: 155-664 (169 amino acids)
Cellular component (GO): cytosol; endoplasmic reticulum
Source: RefSeq, a predicted model, not a curated record
AGGGAAUUAAAAAAAAUCUCUUUUUUACAUAGGGAAAGUCUCAGAUUUUUAUAAAGUUCUAUGAAAACAGUGAAACUCCUCAUUGAUCACAAAUUAAAUGUUUUGAAUUUAUAUACGGGUGUGGGAACUUUUCAUAUAUCUCUGUUUUAGCUGAAUGACUAUGGCUGGUUCUGCUCUAAGACGUCUUAUGGCUGAAUACCGCCAGCUUACGCUGAAUCCCCCGGAAGGCAUUAUAGCAGGUCCCAUAAGUGAAGAGAAUUUUUUUGAAUGGGAAGCGCUUAUCACUGGACCUGAGGGAACUUGCUUUGAGGGAGGCGUUUUUACUGCAAAAUUAGUGUUUCCUCCCGACUAUCCAUUAAGCCCUCCAAAGAUGCGAUUCACCUGCGAAAUGUUUCACCCGAAUAUUUUUGCAGAUGGAAGAGUGUGUAUUUCGAUAUUACAUGCUCCUGGAGACGAUCCACUUGGUUAUGAACUUUCUGCUGAGCGCUGGAGUCCGGUACAGAGCGUAGAAAAAAUUUUACUGAGUGUAGUCAGUAUGUUGGCGGAGCCUAAUGAUGAAUCCGGAGCGAAUGUUGAUGCAGCGAUAAUGUGGCGUGAAAACAGAGAAGAAUUCAAUAAAAUAGCAAAACGUAUUGUAAGGAAAACAUUAGGAUUGCAUUCAUAAAAUAAAACUGUUUUUAUUUUCUAAA